Paramecium sonneborni is the source of this 7383-nucleotide messenger RNA. The record is from the annotation of a GenBank genome assembly. Lineage: Eukaryota; Ciliophora; Oligohymenophorea; Peniculida; Parameciidae.
AUGAAAUAAAACCAAAAAAAUAAAGAAAGUUAAACAAAAAAUUACAAGUCAAAAAUCUAAAACUAUAUUAAACAAUAACAAAAAGAUCCAUAAAAGAAGGACAUGACAAAUGAAAAAAUCCUAACAUAAAUGAUUCAUGAUUCUUUAAUUAUCCAAGAUGAACAAAAUUUUAAAACUACAACAUUUGAUAAAAUCAAAGAAUCUUAAUGGAAAUAUCAAGUUUCAAGUAAUUAUAUUUUUUAAAAUAGAACAAAUGCUUAAUAAAAUAAUGAAUAAAAAUGAUAAAAUAUUAAACAUUAUAUCAUCUAUUUUGCUUAUAUUAGAUGGAUAUUUCCAUUUUAAUAGUAAAAAAAUAAACUUGAUUUAUGUAAAAGUUCCAUAAGUCUUAAUUUAUCAAAGUUUUUUUUUACUUCAAUCUACUGAAAAUUUUAGCAUAUUAUUUGAGGUUGGUUUACAUAAAUCAGUAGAUAAUUCUAAAUAAUAAGUAUAUCUAUUUAAAUUAUUAUAAGAUACAAUUUAUUUGUUUUGAUAUUACUCAAAAAAUCACACUAAUAGAUAUAUUCUUUUAUCAAAAAGGAUCUGAAAUUACAGAUACAAUUUAAGAAUAUUAGAGAAAUAAUUUCAAAAACUUCUUUAGAUCUGAACUAAAUUAAAUAGAAUGCAUUAGUCUACCAUUAACAGGGAUUAAUGCCAAAUAAUAAAGUUACUUAUUUAAAGUUGAAAAACAAGUAUGGCCUGAAUCUACUUAUUAAUAAUUAGAUUCAAAAUUAAUUUAAUGGAUACCUUUAAGAUUUAAGUAGUCAACAGAAUAAAAAUAGAAUAUGCUAUCUAAAGGAUAAUAGUUAAUAAAGAAAUCUUUUUAUGAAAAAAUUAAUAAUUAGUAACAUUAUGAAGAAGUUGGAAAUUAAAAUAAAUAUAAAUUGAUAUAAUUUGCUGAUUUUGAAUCUGCAGGGUAAAUUUUAGAUUUACUUGAAAAAUCUUCAUAAUUUAAAAUAAAACUAUCAACUUAAGAAAAAUAAAUCGUUAGUACAAAAAAUAAUGCAUUAGUUAUUGGUAGAAGUGGAACAGGUAAAACAACAAGUAUUGUCUUAAGAGUAUUUGCAACAGAGAUGUUGGUGAAAGUAAGAAGUAAAUUAUUAGGUUAAAAAAGAAUAUAAUUUUUGUAAGAUUAUUAGGGUAAAGAAGUUUAAAUACAUUCAAUAUUUUCAACAGCUAAUAAGUUUUUAGUUUAAGAAGUUGAAAAAUAUUAUAACAAAUUAGAAAGAUAAGCAAAAGAUUCUCUAAAUAAACAUAGAGAGAAAUAAACAUUUAAUUCAGAUGAAUCCUUGUAAUUUAAUUAUUUAUAUAAAUUAGUGUUUCAAUUAAUGAAAGUGUUAUUACAAACUAUGAAUGUGAUGUAUUAGAUUUUGUUUUACAAGAGGAUUAAUUAUUAUAAUCUUAAUAAGAAUCCAAUACUUCUUUUGAUAAUUCUAAAUGGAAUUAAAAAUCAUUUUAAUAAGUCAAUUUUCCUGGUUUUCUUUCAACAGAGUAAAUCUUAAUGCUAUUAGAUAAAUAAUCUUUAAAUCCAUUUUUCUCUAAUGAUAAAAUCGGUAAAUUUAGACAAAAGCAUUAAGACAAAAUAGGAUUCUAAGAUUAUAAUGGAAUUAAUUUAGACGAAUGGUUUCCUUAAAACGAUAAAUAAUCAAAUUAAUCUUAAUUUUCAUAUUAUUCAAGUAAUGAGCAAAAAAAAGAUAUUAUUGUUCCUGAGGUAGAUUUUAUGUUUUUUUAUUUAUAAUUUUGGCCUUAAUUUGCUAGAAAAGGAAGAAACAACUUUAAUAAUAUUUCCCUUCCAUCAUUAAUUUGGACAUAGAUAUAUUCAUACAUUAAAGGUUCUUAAUAUUCAUACAUGUAUCCUAAUAAAUGUCUUCCUUUAUAGUUGUAUAAAGAAAGAGUUGGAAAUUAUUUGAAUGAAGAAUAAAUUUAAGAAAUUUAUCUGUGUUUUGAAAGUUAUGAAAAAUGGAAAGAAUAAGAAUAAAUUCUAGAUUAAUUAGAUAUUAUCAAUUCCUUAUUAGAAAAUAUUGAAUAAAAUAAAUUUAUUAAAUUUCCUAUUCAUUAUUCUUAUAUAGAUGAAGUUUAAGACUUACCAUAAGCUAUGAUUGAACUUUUUUGUAAAAUAACAGAAUAAGGAGUUAUAUUUUGUGGAGAUACUGCUUAAAGUAUUUUAAAAGGUGUGGGUUUCAGAUUUUCCGAUUUAUAAACCUUAUUUAAAACAUCUAAAUAAAUAGGAUCUAAUUAAUUAGAGAAAUUUUAAAUAUAUCAGUUAACAACUAAUUUUAGAUCUCAUAAUAGUAUUCUAUAAUUAGCAAAUUGCAUAAUUACAUUAUUAGAAUUAUUAUUUCCAAAUUCAAUAGAUCAUUUAAAAAAAGAAAUCUCAAAUUUAAAGGGUCCAAAACCUAUUAUUAUUUCUAAGAAUGAUCCUGGAUUGAUUUGGAAUUGUUUAAAUUAAGAUUCUGAUGCUGAAGAAUAAUGUGAUAUAGAAUUUGGUUUUAAUUAAGUUAUAAUAGUUAAAAAUUAAGAAGCUAAAGAAGCUCUACCAGAUUAAUUUAAAAGAGCAGCAAGAGUAUUAACAACUUAUCAAGCAAAAGGAUUAGAAUUUGAUGACGUCAUUAUAUAUAAUUGUUUUAGUUAUGAUCCAAUACCUUAAUAAUAAUGGUCAUUUUUAUCUUGCAUUGAUGUAGAUGAAUUUUAUAUUGAUAAAUAAGUUUUCGAAGAAUCAAUAACAAGUAUUUAUAUAUAUAUAUGAAUUAGAACAUUAAGAAUAAAAUAACAUUUAUGAUUGGAAAUUUACAGAAGAUUAAAAAUCAGUUGUUUAAAAAAAGAUAAAAUUAAAUUAAAAUUAUAAUAAAUAGAAAGUCAAUGAGUAUUCAAGUUUAUGUAAUGAAUUAAAAAUGCUUUAUGUAUGUAUUACAAGAGCUAAAAAAAGAGUUGUCAUAUAUGAUGAUGAUCCAAGUUAAAGAUCGUAUUUAGAAAAGAUAUUAAAGCAAUAUGAUGUUUGUGAUUUUAUUAAUGAAUAUUAUCAAAUUUAGUAAGUAAUGAAAAAUAGAUAGGAUAAAUUAAAGUUAUAUUAAUAAUAUAUAUAAAAUAAGCAAACAUAAUAGAAUGAGCUUUAAUAAGAAUAAUAAGAUAGAUAACGAAGAAUAUUAAAUGAGUAAGAAAAAUAAGAAUGGGAGUAAUAAGGAUAAUUGAUGUUUUAAAAAAAGUUUUAUGAUGAAGCUGAGAAAUGUUUUCAUAGAUGUGCAAAUAAAAAGAUGGAAUGUUUAUCUUCAGCUUUCAAUUUAGCUACUAGAGGAUCUUUAAAAUUAGCAAAUUAUAAAUCAUUUUAAAUUUAAUAUAAGGCAAAUCCAACUUUGGAAUUGAAGAAAAAAAUAGAAGAAUUAGAAUAAUAAUUAACUUAAGAUUUUGAAUAAGCGGCUAAAAAAUUUUUAAAUCCAUAAAUAAAUGACUAAUUUUAGGCUGCAAAUUGUUAUUAUUCUGGUAUGAUGUAUGAAAUUAGCACAAUAUUAUUUUUAAAUUAAAAUCUAUAUCCCUAAGCUGCAAAAAGUUCAAAGAGAUUAAAACCAUUAACACUUGCUAUUGUGAUUUAUUAUAAGUUAGGUAGAUUGACAAAAGUAGUAGAUCUAUUAUAAAAAAGUUAAUAGGAUGAAUUCUUCAAAUAUGAAGUUCUUAAAUAAUGUCUUUCUAAAAACCUUUUAAAUAAAGAUUAAGUUGAACAAUAUUUACUGAAUUAAUAAUACGAACAAUUAAAUAUUUUUAAUUAACUAGUUGAGAAAUCUUAAGGCAAAAAUAAUCAUAAAAUAGAUAAGGAAGAUUUUAUAAAUAAAAAUUUUUCAAAAAAUAUUAUUUAAUAGGUUGCAAUUAAAGAUCUUUUUGAAAAAGAAUUGGAGGCUAUACUUGAUUCUCAAAUUUAAAUUAUAAAUGAUCUUGAAGAGAUGAUGUUUGAGUAAUUGAAAGUAUUUUGGAAUUUAUAUUUUGAAAUUCUUGACUAGAAAAUGAUUUUGAACCCAUUUAUUAAAAAAGAAAUUUCUAAUCUUUUUGAGGGAAAAUAAAUUAAAAUAAAUGAAAAAUCAAAAGAAUUUGCUAUUGAAGUAUUAGAACAAUUGAAUCAAUAUUAAAUUUUAAUAGUCUUGUAUCCAGAAAAACUAUUAUUAUCAUAUAAUGGUUUUCCAAGUUUAAAGUUUAAAGAAUAAGAAAUUAAAGAGAAUUAUUACUCAAAUAUAUUUGAUUCAUAAACAAGACUUCUAGAAUUAAUAUUUUUAGGUAAAUUUGAAGAAUUGAGAAAAAUAAUGAAACAGUAAAAUGAAGAUUAAAGAUAAUAAUAUCUAGAAUUAUCUGAUUUAUUAUUAAAAAAGAAACAUAUUCUGGAUGUAAAAAAUGAAAAUAUAUUACUUAUUAAGAGCUUUUAUCUUCUAGGAUAAUAUUCUUAACUAAAUAAAAAUAAGGGGUAUAACGAAUUUAGUUAACAUAUGAAGUCUAUAAUUGGUGUAAAAUUCUGUCACAGAUUCAGAUUAUUUUUCAAAUUGCAUAAAUAAAUAUAAUCGGAUCUAGAAUUAACUGAAGAAAAUGUAAAUUUAUUAUUUAAUCUUGAAAAUUAAUAAGAAUAAUUUAUGAUAAUCUUGUACUUUUAUUAUUAUUAUAAAUUUGAGAAGUUUGAAGAAAAAUUUAUUAAGAAUUUUAAUUUUUAAUAGAUAAUAUAGGUAGAGAAAUUAUUAUUCAUGGUUAAUAAUUUAUUAAAAGGAGACUUUAAAGAUAACGAAUAUUAAAGAAAUGUAUUUGCAGCUAUUUGUUCACUCUAUGGUUUUUAUGUUUCAGAAUCAAAAUAUCUUAAUGUCUUUGGUUAAAGUAUGAUUAUUUAAUUCUCAAUGAACUCUGAUGAUUUUUCUUUCGAGGAAAAUAACUUGUAUAUAUAAAAAAUUAUAGAAUUUCCAAAAAAAUACUAAGAAGAAUGGCCUAUUGAAAUUCUAUUUGAAAAGAUGAUUCAAACAAAGUCUUAUUAAAAUGAUAUUUGGUAUGAGGUUUUAGAUCAAAAUAACAAUUUCAUCCCAGAUUUAAUAUUGAUCAUUGAUUAAAUGUGCUAUGAGAUUUAAAAUAGUGAGAUUUCCAAAUAAUAGUAAAAACAACUUAUUAUUAAAGUCAUUUAAAUUUUAGAUUCAUCGAUAGUUUAGAUUCCUAAAUCUGUACAAGAUAUUAUUAUAUAAUUAAAAUUUGGAUUUAUGUGCAAUUUAAUAAGUUUUUAUACUUAUUGUAAAAACAUUAUAUCGAUAGAAUCUAUUGAAUAUUGGGUUAAGUUUCAUUAUGAAUUUAACUAAUAUAGACUGUAUCAUAUAGAUAUUUUAAAAUUUGAAAUUAAUUAGGUAAUCAUGAUUUUGAUUUUAUUUUUUAAUCAUGAUUAUAUUUCAUAAUAGUAAGAAAAAAAUAAAAGAGAAAUAUAACUUAAAUAUAUCAUUAUUGAUGAAGAUUAUUUCACUAAAAUAAAUGAUCAAUUAAUUUAAUAGAUCGAUUAAAUAGUAAUUUUUAAAUCUAAGGAGAUUGAUAAAUUAGAAUCACCAAAUGAUAUUUAAUCAAAUUAAGAAGAAAUAGAGUAAUCGAAUCAAAUUUAAUAAACUUAAAUUUAAGUAAAUUAAUAGUAAAUAGAUAUUGACUCAAAAAGUUAAGAAAAGUUGUAAUCAGAUUAAUAAAAUGAGUCGAUAAAACAAGAUGAAUAAUCUUAAGAUGAUAAAAAGAACUCUUUAGAUAAAGAAAAUAAGUCAUUCGAUUAAGAUAAAUUAUAAAAUAAAGAUUAGUAAUAAGAUUAAGAUAUGAAAUAAGAUUAAGAUAAAUAAGAUAAGUAAUAAAAUUAAGAUAAGUAAUAAAAUUAAGAUAAGUAAUAAAAUUUAGAUAAGUAAUAAAAUUAAGAUAAAAAAUAAAAUUAAGAUAAGUAAUAAAAUUAAGAUAAAAAAUAAAAUUAAGAUAAAAAAUCAUUUGAUAAAGACAAAAAGAUAAAAAAUCAUGAAGCAGUUAAUAAAAUUGAAGAAGAUUAAAAGAAAUUAAAAAGCUAAUAAUCUAAGAAAAAUCAAAAAUAGAGAUAACCAAAUUAAGGGUAGGAAAAAUAAAUUAAAACUUCAUCUUUGAAUUAGACUUAAACAGAAAUUCCCAAUUCGAAUUAACAAUUCGAUUUUUUAAUCUUUGAAUCAUAAAAUAAUAACCUACAUUUUUUAUCCAAAAUUUAUAAAUGUUAUCAUAAUGAAAUACCCAUAGAUUAUAAGUAUAAUUAUAAAUAGCUAGAAUAUUUAUUGUUAGACGUUUAUAAAAUUUUGACAAGAUUCAUAAUUGAAAGUAAAGACGAAAAUUUUAUAACUUAUAUUCAUCAUCAAUUAAUUUUAUUAAAUGAAAACCUUUUUAGAUUAAAAUUAAAUGAUUUGUUAUACCAAGAAGUUUUAGAUUUAAUUAAAUCAUUAUAAAAAGAUCAAAAGUUACAGCAAAACUGCCCUAACUAAACAAAAUAGGAUGAACUAAUAAAUGAAAAAUAAAAUUUAUAAGAAUAAAAUGAUAAAAAAAAUUAAAAUUCUGAAGAAACUUCUGAUAAAAUUGAAAAACCUUUAUAAAAAGAUGAAAUAGUUAAAGAUGAAGACAAGAUGAAAAUAGUCUAAGAAAAAAAUAAACAUGAAGAUGUCAUAAAAGCAAAUAAUAAAAUUGUAGAUGAUCCCAAUCUUAUGAAUUAAUAAAUUUAAUCAAAUAUAGAAGAAUGUGAAGUAAAAUAAUUUAAUACAAGCUAUUCAAUAUUAUUAUAACUUUAAGUUUAGAUGACACUUAGAAAAAGCUUUAAUUAUAACAUGAGUGAUAUAAAUAAUAUUUAAUUAUUUGAAGGAGAAUAAAUUUGCUGCAAAAUAAAUUUUGAUGAUUUUGAUUAACCUUAUUAUCUUGAAUAAAAUCAAAUAAACUAUAAAUAUUUUAAUUAUCAAAUAACUGAAAAGGGUAUUUCAUAUUUAGAUUUUAGAAAUAAAAUAAAAUCUUAAAUUAAAAUUGAUGACAAAUAAAAAAAUGAAAUUUAUUAAAAAAUUGACAAACUAAAAAAGUAAAAAUAUAUAUUUAAAUAUUAUAUUUUUAGAGUCUUACACAAAUGCAUUAAAGAAUCCAAAUAAUCUUCUUAUUCAUUAUUUAAAGAAUUAGUAUCUUUAUUGAAAAGAGUUAGUGAUAUUGAAUUUGAACUAGAAUCAAAAGAAAAGUACUUUAUAAAAUAUAUAUAGAUAAACUGAUUUUAAUAAUAAACUGGAUGAAAUUAUAACAAAAUUAAAGUAAUAUUCAGAUUAAAAUAAAAAAAAAGAUUAGAUAUUUAUUAGAUUAGGAAAAAUGUUGGCUCAAAUAUGA